GGCGGAAGGAGGGGGAGGGGGAGGCUCAUCACAGAGACUUGGGCCUUGUUCAUUGGCUCCGCAGGGCUGGUCCGCCCAAGGUUGGAGUUAACGCAUCCUCCGCAGAGGGGACUCCCGGCACACAAGAGUAGCGUCGCUUACCGGCUUCCCCUCUGGCCGCAGUUUGCUCAACAAUAUUUGUGAACAAUCCAGGUGAGGCUGAAGUUUCUGGAAAUUGCUUUCCCAUUGAUACCAAUCAUAACAAUGAGAAGUCAUUUUAGAUACCACAGGAAACUUUAAUGCAAGUUUUGCUAAUGAAAUAAACCAACGUUUAAAGGGUACAUCAUAUAACAAUAUGGCUUAGUAAGCAAGGUGAACAAGUAAGGUCUUCAUUGGUUUUUAUGUGAUACACAGUACUUGCCAGGUUCUUCUGAGUAACUUACAGUCUUCAAAGAUGGAUACAAUGAAGUUAAAGCAUGAUAUUAAUCCAUUCCUCUUUCAUAUUAUAAACUUUGCAGUCUUGGUAUACACAUUUAUAACUUUUAUUCCAUGGUAUUUAUUUUCUGGAUCAAGAUGUAUCAUAACCAAAUCAAAGCAAAUUAAAGCAAAACCAGUGAAUAGCAUGCCUGGAAGUGCAUAUAGAUCUGUUAAUAGUUUGCAUUGCUUAGCAUCUGUAGUAUAUCCUGGAUGUGAUACACUUGAUAAAGUUUUCAAAUAUGCUCAAAGCAAAUUUAAAGACAAGAAGCUCCUGGGGACACGGGAAAUAUUACAGGAAGAAGAUGAAAUCCAGCCAUCUGGAAAAGUUUUUAAGAAGGUUGUACUUGGAGAAUAUCGCUGGCUAUCAUAUGAUGAUGUUUUUAAGAAAGCUAAAGCAUUUGGUGAUGGAUUAACAAUGCUGGGCCAAAAACCAAAGACCAACAUUGCCAUCUUCUGUGAAACUAGAGCAGAAUGGAUGAUUGUAGCACAAGCUUGCUUCAUGAACAACUUUCAACUUGUCACACUCUACGCUACUUUGGGAGGCCCUGCAAUAGUGCAUGGAUUAAAUGAAACUGAGGUGACAACCAUAAUUACUAGCAAGGAACUGAUAGAAACAAAAUUGAAGUAUAUUGUUUCUCAGGUUCCUCUACUACGUCACAUUAUUACUGUGGAUGGCAAGCCGACAUCAUGGUCAGAUUUUCCAAAAGGUGUUACUGUUCAAACUAUGUCAUCUGUUCAAGCUAUUGGAGAGAAAGGAGAAAAUACAUCCCUCAAACAGAAGUUGAAACCAGUAUCCUCAGACAUUGCAGUUAUUAUGUAUACAAGUGGUUCUACAGGAGUCCCAAAAGGAGUCAUGAUCUCUCAUUGUAAUCUUAUUUCUAGCAUAACUGGGAUGGCUGAAAGGAUUCCAAAUUUGGGAGAGAAAGAUACCUACAUCGGCUACUUGCCUCUUGCUCAUGUUCUAGAAUUAAGUGCUGAACUUGUUUGUUUGGCCCAUGGUUGCCGAAUUGGUUAUUCAUCACCUCAAACUCUAAGUGAUCAGUCAUCUAAAAUAAAGAAAGGAAGUAAAGGUGAUGUGUCUGCAUUGAAGCCAACUUUAAUGGCAGCUGUUCCAGAAAUCAUGGAUCGAAUCUACAAAAAUGUCAUGAAUCGAGUUAAUGAAAUGUCCAGUUUUCAGCGCAAUCUGUUUACUUUAGCUUAUAAUUACAAGAUGGAACAGAUUUCAAAAGGCUAUUGUACUCCAGUAUGUGACAGCCUCGUUUUCCGGAAAGUCCGGAUGCUGCUAGGUGGGAAGAUACGGGUCUUGCUCUGUGGAGGAGCUCCACUUUCUGCAGCAACUCAGAGAUUUAUGAACAUCUGUUUUUGUUGUCCUGUGGGACAGGGCUAUGGCCUGACAGAAUCCUCUGGGGCUGGAACAAUAACAGAAGUUUGGGACUACACAACAGGCAGAGUGGGAGCACCCUUAGUUUGUUGUGAAAUCAAGCUGGUGGAUUGGAAAGAAGGUGGAUACUUCAAUACAGAUAAACCAUACCCUAGAGGUGAGAUUGUUAUUGGUGGACAAAACGUAACUAUGGGAUACUACAAAAAUGAAGAACGAACCAAAACUGAUUUUAUGGUCGAUGAGAGUGGACAGAGAUGGCUCUUCACUGGAGAUAUUGGGGAAUUCCAAUCAGAUGGGUGUCUAAAAAUUAUUGAUCGUAAAAAGGAUCUUGUAAAACUUCAGGCAGGUGAAUAUGUUUCUCUUGGUAAAGUUGAAGCAGCUUUGAAGAAUCUUCCCCUGGUAGAAAAUAUUUGUGUAUAUGCAAGCAGUUUCCAGUCUUACGUCAUUGGAUUUGUUGUGCCAAAUCAUAAAGAGCUUAAAGAGUUAGCAAGAAAGAAAGGAUUUAGAGGAACUUUGGAAGAGAUAUGUAAUAGUUCUGAGAUGGAGAAAGAAGUGCAGAAGCUUUUAGAUGAUGCUGCUAGAACAGCUAAUCUGGAGAAAUUUGAAAUUCCCCUCAAAAUUCGGUUGUCCCCUGAACCUUGGACCCCUGAAACGGGUUUGGUGACAGAUGCCUUCAAACUAAAACGUAAAGAGCUUACUUCACACUAUCAAGAAGAUAUUAAUCGAAUGUAUGGAACAAAAGUAAAAUAACUCAUCCCUCUCUUUCUCUCUUUGUCUUUUUUUAUUUUGUAUCACUUUGCUAUGGUGAGCUCAGAUCAAAUAGGAAAUACUUGAAUUGUAAGUCCUACUACUUGGGACCAACAUAAAAACAUCUCUCCUUCCCUUCAGCAUAUGCUGUUACUUCUGAAAAUAUCAGCAUCUUUAAUGGCAGGAUUAGUAAAAUUCAAAGACAGCAAAUAUUUGUCUGUCUUCAUUUGUUCCAGUCUCUUGUGCUAUCUUGUUAAUGUGCAGAUUUUCCUACAAGUCCAUUUGGGCUAUCAUGAUUUUGAAGCCUCAGAUUUUUAAACCGGAUUUAUAGAUCCUGUAUAAUGUUCUGUUUAUUUGUAACUUUUUUGAAGUUUGGCUAAGUAGAGGAAGAACUUGGCUAUAAAACAAAUGAUUAUUCUGAGGGUCUUUUUUACAUACGUAUUUAAUAUUCAAAAGGUAUCAAUGAGAAAUUAUGUACAAUGAAAUCACUUAUAGUUGAAAAUCAUUGUUAGCCAGAAGAUGGAGGUUAUUUGUUGCUGUGCAAUUAUUUUGGAUCAAAUUCUAAGAGAAAUAGUCUGAGAUUCUGACUAAUAAAGAACAGCUGAAAUAUAUGCCUGACAAUUUCCUCCUACAUAUAUAUUUUAUUUUUAAUCUCAGUUAAGAAAAAUGGUCAUGGCAAAGUGCUGUAUAUAUGUGAGAACACCUGCAAAAGAAGGUAUAUCAGUAUUUUAGUCAUGCAGAGAGCGCUCUCACAUAGCAAAUGUUACAUCUAUGAAUCACCUGCCUAACACAGGUAAUUCACUUUUCAAAAUACAUUCAGGCCAUUUAAUAAAGAAAUUGAAUAAUUGAAACUCGUGAGAACUCAGUUUUAAUUAAAUUACAUUUUGAUUGGUAAUGUUUCUCAAAUGGGACUUUUGUUUUGAUUGUAUUGUUUUACAGUUCAGACCUACUCCCUUUACUUGUGUGUGUGUAAAUGAGCAGUUCAAUUAAAUAAACUGAAAGUCCAUUAUGGCUAUUUCCUGCAUGAGUCAGCUUAAAUGGAUCAGCAUUCUUGCAUACAUUUCAGUGGGGAAGAGGGUAUGAUGGAAUAGGAGAGUUCCCUGUAUAAGAUCAGUUUAUAAUGGAUUGUAUACUUGGAGUCUAUUUCCAAUGAACCAUUGUUCGUUUUUAUAUUCUCUUUGUUUUAAUAGACAUGAAUGAUGAUAGAAGUGACAUUUUUAAUUACCUGGUUACAGGAAUCUUGGUUGUAUUAUUUGGAUAGAAUGUUUAUAAACAGUUCUUACUAGUUAACUAUGCUUGUGGACAUAGUCCAUGUCAUUCUUCUUUUAUGCACUAAACCUGUCACUUGACAGUAAGUUCCAUUUUAUAGUCCCUUUAAAAUAGUACUGCAAAGCUCUUGGCUCUUGUCCAUAUGCUCUUUUUCAUAUGGAUACUUUUGCAGAAGCAGACCAGACCUGACCACAGACUGGGGAAAGCCCCAGAUGGACAAUGGAGGUGGUGCUCUUCUUGCCAUUCAGGAGAUGGUGAUUGUUCUCUUCUGCAUGAGCAUCUGUGUUUCAUGAUGAUUUAAGGUUACAUAUAAAGUUUAAAUAUGGAUUUCAUUUAUCCAAUUAUAUAUUGCAAUAGCCAGCUUGAGAACCGGAAACACAUAUAUUAGCGAAUGUUAUUUUACAAGUGUGAAAAAUGCUUUGAUUUCCUUCCUAUGAUACCACAAAACAAACUAACAAACCUGAUGAUUUUUAAUCUGUAUCUGGGUAGUGAGGCAAUGGUUAUCAAAAACAUUUGAACAUUAUUAAGCCAACAUUAAGUACUUUUGAAGCUAUUGGCUUCAGUUGAGAAUUAAGUUUUCGUUGCUUCUUCUUUCCAAUCAGAAAUGUUGGAUUUCCAAAUGUUUUAAUUUUGUAUAGACUGUGCCAUUCUAUGCUAGCCACAAUAGCUUUCAUUUGAGAAACAGUAGAAUUCUGUUUCAUUUUAAUUAGAAAGACAAAAAUCGUGUACAGUGUGACAUUUUCUUCAAAUAUGCAGUGUUUGGAACAGUAGGCUACUUAUAACGGUUAAAACAAGUUGACUUAAUCAGACGUUGCUUUAUUCUUUGGAAAAUUAAUCUGUACUAUCAGAGAUUUGUGUUGGGUUUCACUUCAUGAAAAUGUUAUUCUUAUCACAUGGAAUGAAACUGGUCAGUGGAAAAACAUAAAUUUUAAAGUCACAUAAUUAAAUCAACAGUGUUGAUUUAAUUUCUGUUAAAAUUCACUUUAAGUAUAAUUUGUAAAAAAAAUUAAACCUAGGAGUGAAGACACUGUUGUAAAAAACUAAUGGAUUGUCUGAAUUCCACAUAUUUCUAGUUCCUACUGUAACAGCUGGAAGGUGGCAUUUGGACACAAACUAAUCCUCUGUUUCAAUAUUCUGGUUCUAUGGACUCAAUCCCUGUCCCUAAUAUUUCUAGAAUUGUUUAAUUGAUUCCUCCAUUUGAAAGAUUAUGUGAGGACUCAAAAUAUAAUGGGAGAGACUGCAUACUGCGUUCUUCCAUGUUUUCAAUCCCAGACUUCCCUGAGGAAAGGUUUACGACAAAGAUAUGGUGCAAUAUGCACCAUUCUCCCCCCUACAAAACUUUGAGCCAUUCCCCACUUAGAAAUAGGUUUACAUUUUAAAAAUGCUCAAUUUCUUCAGUUGAUGUUCUUCACUUGGGAUUACAAUAGGGAAUAUCUCAUGAUUACUAUGUAAUGUUUUUACACUUUUGGUUUUUAGAUUCAGGUACUAAGCAGAUUUAUUGUACUCCUGUUAAACCCUUAGAUUUAUGGGUACGUGGGAUCAUUUACUUUUUCUCAUUGUAAAGAACUAGUUUUGAAAGAUUAAUUGCAGCAGUAGAAGUGACUAUAGUCUUCUUCCCAUUGACUUAUUGUCAGGGUGUAUCUGAUUUGUGUUUCAUCCCCAUAGUAUGUGGACAAAAAUACAAUUAUGUUAAGUGGGGGAAUCACAUGCAGCUUUUUGCCUUGUUGUCUUCCCUUUGAAAACCAGAAAACUGAAAGGUCUCUUUGUCAGUAGAAUUUGAACACACACACACAAACACGUGUGUGUGUGUGUGUGUGUCAUGAAAGAGUCCAAGCACUGCUUCCUCCCAACUUUAGUUCAUUUCACUCAGAUGGAACCCCAUACAAAUUCUGUUAAAACAAAACAAAAACAAACAAAAACUUAGCAGCAGUUAAUGUAUCUUCAGUGUCAGAAAACAGUUUUCAGUGGAUACAGUUUACAGAUAUACUACAUCUAUUUACCUCAGGGGAAACUGUCCUUCUAGCAGUAAAAUAUUUUGCUGAAGUUAAAGCUAAAAGCAGUGUGCAAUUAAAACCUGUAAUGAAGCAGUGUGCAAUUAAAACCUGUAAUAAAAUUUGUGCUAUGGGUUCUCAUUUGCUUUAAAUAAAAUUAAGAAAAAAAAUAUGGAGUUGAAACACAGAUGUGUUUCAUCCAUUAAAACUUGAGAAUUUAUGCAGCAAGCUCAACAAAAUUGAAAUCUUAAAAAUAACAGUAACAAAAAGUAAACUUGUCUUUCUGCUUUUCAUUUCCAUUUCAUUUGAUUUUUAUUUUAUUCUUCAAGUACAUUCUUUUUUUUAUGUUCUUUUGUACAUGUAAGAAAAUUAUUUGCAACUGAUAUCUUCUAACCAGGUAAAAGAGGGAACUCUAAGGCUGUACCCAUACUGCAUCAAACUAAAAUGGAACUGGAUGACCAGUUGUUCUAGUAAUUGGUUAUUUAAUGUAAAUUCAUGGAUCUUGGUUGUUGUUCUGAACUGCUUAAAAUGUGUCUAUUAUUACAGAGUUUUAUUGUAUGAAUUAUUUAUUUUUCAUUGGACAUUUCAUUGGACAUUGGACAAAAUAAAAUUGAGUUUCACAAGUUUA
Candoia aspera is the source of this 6472-nucleotide messenger RNA. RefSeq names its product acyl-CoA synthetase long chain family member 3 (gene ACSL3). Gene Ontology annotation, molecular function: long-chain fatty acid-CoA ligase activity. NCBI's taxonomy places the organism in Eukaryota, Metazoa, Chordata, Lepidosauria, Squamata, Candoiidae. The coding region runs from base 434 to 2587 and encodes 717 amino acids. Gene Ontology annotation, cellular component: endoplasmic reticulum; lipid droplet; plasma membrane. Gene Ontology annotation, biological process: neuron differentiation; long-chain fatty-acyl-CoA metabolic process; long-chain fatty acid metabolic process. The transcript has 17 exons. The record is from RefSeq and is a predicted model, not a curated record.